Messenger RNA from Colletotrichum higginsianum IMI 349063, 1965 nucleotides. RefSeq names its product RWD domain-containing protein. Bases 1 to 1965 code for a protein of 654 amino acids. Gene Ontology annotation, biological process: positive regulation of proteasomal ubiquitin-dependent protein catabolic process; ubiquitin-dependent protein catabolic process; protein polyubiquitination. The record is from RefSeq and is a predicted model, not a curated record. Gene Ontology annotation, molecular function: zinc ion binding; ubiquitin protein ligase activity; ubiquitin conjugating enzyme binding. Gene Ontology annotation, cellular component: ubiquitin ligase complex; cytoplasm. The transcript has 2 exons. Lineage: Eukaryota; Fungi; Ascomycota; Sordariomycetes; Glomerellales; Glomerellaceae.
AUGGACGACGACAGCGACGACCCGCGUCAAGACGAGCUUGGCUCCUUGCAGGCUAUCUUCCCCGAGAUUCAGCCCGACGACCGGCGCCCCUACUGCUUCACAAUCGAACUACCGGUUCACCCCGCAAAGCCCGUCACCGUCACGUUCCCCGCCGCCGCCAAUGCCGAAGAUGCUGCCGCUGCCCAGCUGCUCCCGGGCGCCGAACCCCGCGUCGAUUCCCACGAGCUCUCUCACCUCCCCGCCGUCGUGGUCCGCAUCGACUUGCCUGAGGGCUACCCGUCAGAGAAGCCGCCUAACGUCAGUAUAAGCACAUCGCCACCGUGGCUUACCAGGGACGUCACAAAGAAGUUGGAGGGAGACGGCCAGCGACUAUGGGAGGAAAUGGGCCGCGAUAUGGUCGUCUUCACGUACAUUGACCAUAUCCAACAAGCGUCGGACGAUGUUUUUGGCAUGGUUGACGGGAAUGGCACUCUGGAGAUUGAUCCGUCGCACAAGAUCGCCAUCUUGGACUACGACAUAGAAGCUACUCGAGCUUCGUUUGAGAAGGAGACCUUUGAUUGCGGCAUCUGUCUAGAUCCCAAGAAAGGUUCCGUGUGCCACAAAAUGCUCGACUGCGGACACAUAUUCUGUAUCCAAUGCUUGCAGGAAUUCUACGACAAUGCCAUUACGGAGGGGGACCUGGCAACCGUCCGCUGCCUUGCUCCGAAUUGCUCCAAAGAGCGCGCCGAGGCCGGGCGGAGCUCGGGCAAGGGCAAGAAACGCAAGGUCAAAACGUCCAUCAGCCCCAGUGAACUGCUGCAGAUGGGCCUGUCCCAGGAGACGGUGACUCGUUACGUGACCCUCAAGUACAAGAAUGAGCUCGAGUCCGACAAGAACACCAUAUACUGCCCCCGAUCGUGGUGCCAGGGCGCUGCGAGAUCCAAAAAGCACAGGAAACCUGAGGGGCUGGAGGUUGUCGAUGAGAGUUCGGACGAAGACACGGAGGACGAGGAAGGCGCCGAGGGGCAAGGCGGCGCGAACGGAAAGAAGAUCAAGGCUUUCAACAGCGGAGACCUACUGGCCAUUUGCGAGGACUGCGGCUUCGCCUUUUGCAGCCGCUGCUACCAGUCAUGGCAUGGCGAGUUCUACCGCUGCAUGCCAAAACGGGAUCAGGGCGAGCUCUCGGCCGAGGAGCAGGCCUCAAUCGACUACAUCAAUCUGCACACGACGCCAUGCCCGACAUGCGGAGCCACGGCGCAGAAGAGCCACGGGUGCAACCACAUGAUUUGCUUCCGCUGCGCCUCGCACUUUUGCUAUCUAUGCUCGGCCUGGCUAGACCCCAGGAACCCAUAUGCCCACUUCAACGAACAGCCCAAUGGCAAGUUCACGUCGUGCUACAUGCGCCUUUGGGAGCUCGAAGCCGGUGAUGGCGACAAUGUCGACUAUGGCUUCGCUGGCGGUGCGCGAGAGGCGCAGAACGAGGCCCCCGAGCCCGUCGAGAUCAUCGACAUUAUCCCUGAGAUCGAGGAGCCGGACGAUAGCGAGUCAGAUACAGAGGCGGAUGAUGUCCACGGGCCACCGCCUCCUCCGGCGGGCGGUGUUGCGCGAGAGGGACCGCUCGUUCUGCGUAUCGGGGCCGACCCCGCUCCCCGCGGCGGUCGAGGGGGAGCAGCGGGAGCGGGAGCAGCCCACGGUCCUGUCCCGCCGGCCGCGCCACCGGCGCCGGUCAACCCUGCUAGACGAGGCGGCCCUCUAGUGCGAGGCGCACGUGGUGGGCGUGGAAACAGAGGCGUUGAUGCUCGUGGCGGUCGGCGGCAGAACCCGCCGAGAAACCAGGCGCACCGGGUGCCCGUCGUCAACAGGAACGGGGAGAUCGGUAUCGGCUUGGUCCAGGACGGUGAGCUCGACCCGGUGCAGGAGGCCUGGAUCAGACGCUUCGUGCAGAUGGCCCUGGACGACGAGGAAGACGACAGCGACGAGGGAUGA